Molecule: messenger RNA, 1983 nt
Organism: Cladocopium goreaui
Lineage: Eukaryota; Dinophyceae; Suessiales; Symbiodiniaceae
Source: the annotation of a GenBank genome assembly
GCCACGCCAAUUGCCAUGGGGCAACAGUGGAGCUAAGCCUUUGGCGCCAUGUGGGCUACCCAGCACAGGCCGAACCGGCUCUCAAUGUCGCAAUCAGCGGUGCAGCUGCGCUCCCUGCCACGCUUGCACAGCUGUGAGCAGCAGGGAUCUGAGCGUGUUGGUAAGGCUGAGGAGUAUAUGUAUUUGCAAGUGAAGAGAAGUCACUGGCCCACGCUGAGCCCUGAUUGUCGACUGUGGACACUUCGAGAUUUUGCGCUGCAGCAUUCGAAUUGGGAUUCCUUCACAGACAAAGGCAAGUUGCGGGUCAUCUAUGAACUUGGCGCUCUCCUUUGUGAGUCGGGCGACAAGCUCAAAGAGGAUGCGAUGUUGAAGGCACGCAACGACCUACAGCUGGCCGUGACUGAGGCAAGACAGCUCCCGCGUGUUGUGCGUUCGGACAAACUUCGUGCCACCGCGGUGGCGGGGCUUUGCGAAGGCUUGAAUUUGCCGAGCGCGGCACGGCGCCUCAAAGAGGCCCUUGGUGCUGCGAAACGAGAGGAGUAUGACACGGCAAAUCUCUUCAACCUCGCGAAGAAGUUUCAUUUCAAAGGCUACAUUCGAAAGAUAGAAGACAGGUCUAUCACAGUCACACAACUUCGGCGUGUGCUGAAGUAUUGUUCGGAGGUUUGUCAUCACUGGUAUGAGCUUCCCAAGGAUGAGGUGGCCAACCCGAGUGCAGGGGGCCCACCGCUAAGCAUGGAGGUGUUGAAUCUGUAUCACAUCGACAGUUGGCUGAUUUGGCCGGCAACGGAGGCAUAUCGAAGCUCCUUUAUCGAACUUAUAGCCGAGCAGGCCCAGCCCGCCAACUGGUGUGUGAGUCACUGCUGGUCACAACCGCACACCUCCUUGGUGGAAUGCAUCAGUCAACAUGUGCAGACGAGGUCAUUGCAUCGCUCAAGCAACUUCUGGAUCUGGGCCUAUGCUCACAGGUCUGGAUUUUGUGACGCGUUGAGCCUGGCGGAGGGUCGGCUCUUGUUGGUGCUGCAGGACGUGCAAGACGGGGCUGCUGUGCAGAGCACCCCCUUCGACCGCCUUUGGUGCAUGUUCGAGGUUUGGCAGUGUUUGGCUAUGGGCCGUGACCGUGCGAUGACGCGCACCCCUUUGGAUCUGGCCGUUGGGGCGCCAUGUGAUGGUGGUGGCUGUGAGUUGAUGAGGUCUUUUCUGGCAACAAGGCACGCACUUCUUGAGAUGCAAUCCAAGCUGGCAGCCAAUGUCAUGACCUACAACCUGACGGAGACCGAGGAGGUUUUCAAGUCUCGCCUGUCAGACUUGAGAUUCUCAAGUCUGGUCCUUGUCAGUCUGGUUCUUGCCUAUCUGGAAUUCUACGUGGAACUCACAUGGAGGUCCUGGCACUCUGAUCCAAUUUGCUGCUCUGGCACAGUGUUCGUUGUAGCAUCCUUCGUGACUCAAUCCUGCUUUCCUUCCUGCGUCACCUCGACCUCAAUGGCGAUCCUUGCUGCCGGCAGCGCUACUCUCCAAGACAACCAGGCCGUUGUCAGUCACGCCGGGCCAGCAGCCACAGCCUACACAAGGCCUGAGGACCGGGUCAUUACCGGCCAGGUGCCCGUCCACGAAUCAAGGCAGCCGGCUACGACUCAGCCUGUCGGGUCUUGCCGGCUUUGGAGGAUCGAGCGGCGUCUCCCACUUCAAGUUCCACGAACACUUCGAGCUCCUCUUCGUCAUCCUCCUCUGAAUUCGAAUGCGGGGAAGGGCAAGGGCCGGGGCUUCGAAAUCCAGACUUGGGGCUCCAGUCAGAUCACGGCGGACGAUGAGCUACGUCAGGCAAUGGAUUGUCGAUCUCCUGGCAGUGGAAGUGCGGAGAAAGCCCUCAGGGAAAAGGACUUUCCCGUCUCUGUGAUUGCGGCAAGUCUCCAACAGCGUUUGGAAGUGGCCGAGAUGUCUUGGGACGAGGACUGUGGAGAUGGCUAUGGUCUUCAACAUUGA